GGCGCACCGACCCCGCGUGCGGCUGCAGCCAGACCCCAGGAGUGAAGUCGCACCCGCGCUUCUGCAGCCGCUGCUUUUCUGCGGCAGUUUCGGACUUGUCUUCGGAGAGACCUGGGAACUUUCACAGUGAGCCUGCGGAGGUGAUGGGCCACAGCCGGGGCGCCCGCGGGGAGGUGGCACGGUGAGCAUCCUCCGGCUGCGGUGCCGAGAUCCGUGCCUCGUCCUGGACGCGCCAGCCCAACUUGGAUGCGGCUCUAGUCAAGUUUUUCCAAGCUAAGAUAAUUUUUUGGAACUGCAGAAAUUGUUGGCCCUUGCUACAAAUGGGAAUUUGGAGUUGCUUUGAAAUCCAUCCUGAAAUAAUUGUGCUUGACUGGAACCAAAUCUUAUGAAGUCACCAAGGAUGAGAGUUUGUGCUAAGUCAGUGUUGCUGUCACAUUGGGUCUUUCUGGCCUAUGUGUUAAUGGUGUGCUGUAAGCUGAUGUCCGCCUCGAGCCAGCACCUCCGGGGACACGCAGGUCACCACCAAAUCAAGCAAGGGACCUGUGAGGUGGUCGCUGUCCACAGGUGCUGUAACAAGAACCGCAUAGAAGAGCGAUCACAAACAGUCAAGUGCUCCUGCUUCCCAGGGCAGGUUGCUGGCACAACGCGGGCUCAGCCUUCUUGCGUUGAAGCUUCCAUCGUGAUUCAGAAAUGGUGGUGUCACAUGAAUCCUUGCUUGGAAGGAGAGGAUUGUAAAGUGCUGCCAGAUUACUCAGGUAACACGGUAGCGAAGAGAGGUAUGCUUAAUCCUGGAGGAGCGACAGGAUGCAGAGGUCUCUUAAUUGGAUUACUGUCCUGGCUGGUUUGGGGGAAAUUGUCUCGGAUUUCAGCAACAUCACAUUCGCAUGUGUGUGCUAUAAGGAGUGUCAUUUACUUAACUGUUUCAGCCCUCUCCGCUUCAUGAUUUUAUUACAUUGAAUUGUAGCUAUGGGCUGCCACACAAUUCACAUCCUCUCUGGAUCCCGAGGAACAUACCUCCAAGAAACCCUGGAGGAACAAAGCAGAGACUUAAAAAUGGAUCUCCACUGGGCCUUCCAUGUCUUUCUGCCUUCACAAAGGAACAUGGACGGGUUCACAGGGUCCUUAUUCUGUUCCUCUUUUGAACGUUUCCUUUAGCCCUUGCAUUAAAGUGGUUUGAAAGGGAUCUCAGUACCAAAACAUUUUGGCAAAACAUAUUUGCAGAUAUAGAUUAAUGAACUCUGAUUAACUGGUGAAGAAAAUUCAUUUUAUAAAUCUCGAUGAAUAGACUUAUCGGGGUUAUUGUGUGUGUAUUUGUAUUUUUGCUUUAGAAGGAUUUAAAUUUUUGCAUUUUAAGUUCUAUUGUCAGGUUAGCAGAAAUAAAAUAACAUUUUAACUUCUGUGCACCAUUUUACUGAGUGCUAAGGAAAUAUAUCUCAACUCUAAUAUUUUAUAACUGAAGCUUGAUCAUGACAUAUUCACAAAAGAAAUAAAACCUGUUGAGAUUUUUAUGGCUUAGGUGUAGUCAGUCAUAAAGGUAAAUCACUUAAAAUAUAAAACAGUCUCUGUUAGAUCAAGGGUGAUUUCUAAGAUCCAGUUUGUGUCAAAUGUAUUAAAAUAUUUUGUUUGAAAUGUUGAAUUUUUAGGCUGUAAAUGAUUUAUUCUUAGCUGUUCUCUCAUUUGUUAGUUGUUUUAUUUCUUUAAAUGUAAGUAAAAUCUGAGUCAUUUUUUUCUUGGUUUAAUGAUUUUGCAGCAGACGUGUGUCCACAUAUUCUCAGAUGCUGUCAUGCAGAAAUAUAUUACAGAUGAAAAGUGACUGACCCAGAUUUUAAAUGCAUAAUGUCAUUAAAACACAUACUACUGUAAUAUAGGAUUUUAUAUAUUAAGAAAUGCCAAAAACAUCCUUUCUGCACUGUUAAUUGUCCCUGUCCUUUCACAACUGGGGGGGAGGGAGAGAAUAUUACUAUAACAUUUAUAGCAGUAACAAUUACAUCUACUUGAUUUUAGUCUUGCAAAAGGAAUGGAAAUAGGGGACAUCGAUUUGUUGGCUAACUUUGUUUGAAUUUGACGGGAUGCUUACUAGAAUUAUUAUUGUCCUAUUAGUAAGUAAAAAAUUCAUUCUGCUGAUGGCACAUAAGUUUUUGUGAUUAUUUUAUUGCCUUAAGACUUCAUGUUAAUACCCUAGGCUUGCAAAUUUUAAAUGC
Leptonychotes weddellii (Weddell seal) is the source of this 2201-nucleotide messenger RNA. The record is from RefSeq and is a predicted model, not a curated record. NCBI's taxonomy places the organism in Eukaryota, Metazoa, Chordata, Mammalia, Carnivora, Phocidae.